UAAUAUUACAUACUCAGACUCAUGCUACUUGCUUACAAGCGACGCUGUAGGCUAGCGGGAUCAUCAGUUCAGUACCUCUUUUUGGCUGCAGAGUCAUAGCACAAGCGUCUAUUGCAACUUGCGAUAGGACUUGGGUAUAGGACUUAGUGUUGCAUCUCGAGGGAAAUACAUUAUGCCACCAUCAUCACCGCCGCUAUCACCAUCAUCAUCAUCAACAACAACGACAACAACAGCAACACCAUCCUCACGACUACGAUCCCCACCGUUACCAGCAUCGACGCUGCAACCCUCUGUUUUCUCUCAACACUACCAACGACGACAACUGGAAAGUAUUUCGAAGAUAAGUACGGCAAAGAGUAAUAUAAAUCAUAGUAAAAUAUUGGAUUACAAUCGCGGACUGAACGGAGUGGAUGGCGACGGUGAAGGUGGAGAUGGAAGAAUAAUAGAUGGAAGAAUAAACGGAAGCAUAAGCGGGACCUUUAAGUCUAGCGCUGUCCGAAUCACCGGACACGGGCCGAAAAGCGAAAUUACCGAAGCCACGGCUCAAGUAGGAGAAGCAGGAGCGGUAAAAGCAGGUACGACUACGACCGCGACUGUGUUAACUCUAAGCGCCACUAGUCGAAACCAAAGUCGUCUCCAUCAUUCUGCACGAGACUCUGCACGAGAGCCCCAUCAAAACCCCCAUCCCCUAAUUCGUCACAAACAUAACCCCCCCAGCCUUCCUAGCCCUCCUAAUCCGCCGCCUAGAACCUCAUCGCUUCUACCGCCGCCUCGUAGUGCCAACACGAGAACAAUAUCCCUUGCGAUUCCGUCCGAGCGUUCGACUGAUUCACCUUUAAAUCACUCGCGCAACCAUUCGCGCAGCCAUUCGCGAUCUAGUAGCACUGGCGGUGCAAGCGACGGCUUUCGAAAUCUCAAUCGCUGGUCCACGUCCACUACAUCGAGCCUAGCUUCUAAUCACAAUCACGAUCACGACACCCCCCAGCCCCAACCCCGACCCCAGUCCCAGUCCCAGUCCCAAUUCCAAUCUCAGAAGCCGCAACAACAACAAAAAGUAAAAGAAAAAGAAAAAGAUCAACAGCAACAACAUCAGGCGAUACAAUCCCCACCGCGGAAACUACGCAGACGACGACCUCCUAAAGAUACGAGCGCGUCACCGAGAAUCCGAAGACCAUUAUCGCCGCCUCCACCGCCUUCUUCCGCGCCACCGAAUCUACCCCCUAUCAUCUCCCUUCCCCCUCUCGACGCGAACCCCGAAUCGGUUGUCCGCACCAAUCCUCCCGCGCGAUUCAUAAUUUGCGCCAAUUCGGCCGAACCGCAAGAUAACACUUGGAAUGACCCUACCCGCUCGAACAUAGUCGCCAAAGGAAAUUCUGCAUUGCUUCCAUCAGCGCCCGUUAUCCGUGAUAUUAUGUCUGAGAGGGAAAGGAAGAGCCAUGCAAGAGGCCGCUCUUCAGCUACGAGAGGCAGCACCGACUCGACUCGGGUCAACCGUGUCAACAAGCCGUCGCAGAAAGCGAUGUUGUCUAAAGCGUUAGGAAAGGCAAACGCCGCAGUCCAGCUAGAUAAUGCUCAGAAUUAUGCUGCAGCCCGGGAUUCCUAUCUAGAAGCUUGCGAUCUUUUACAACAGGUACUUGCUAGAACAAAUGGCGAAGAGGAUAGGAGGAAGUUGGAGGCCAUUCGACUUACGUACACAAGCCGAAUAGAAGAGCUGGACGAGUUACUUCCCACAUAUUUACAAAGUGAUAAAGCUUUACCCGCAAGGCCGGAGAGCGCUGAUGGCUAUCAUGGAGUUCAGAUCGAAUUGGCCGGCUCCGAAGACUCUGCAGAGGCCUCAGGGGGCGCGAAGAUAAAUAUGGGCGAGUCUCCCCCUCCGGACGCGUCCCGUCUUCGGUCCUCUCCAAAUCUCAACCAGGGUCAGUCGCUGCUCCAAUCCUCCUUCUCGGGGUCCCGGAUGCGCCGAAACUUCGAAGGACCUUCUCUCAAUUUACCCCAACAGGAUGGAGGCUUUGUACCUGCCCCAUUAUCACCCCGAAGGCCGGUAUCGCCUACUAAGCCCCCUACACCGGAGCCCAUUGUGCGGCAGGAUUUCUCCUGGCCAGCUGACCACCUAGCACCCGAGAACAGGGCGAGGAGCCAUAAGCGCAAUCUAAGUCACGAAUCGGGGUCGUGGCUGGAUCCAAUCGACGAAUCAGGUGGCUCGGCUUCAUCCUCGAUUCACUCAAGGACCUCGUCACUGGGAGUUAGGAGGAAAUAUCUCCGCCAUGCCAGCAGUAACACAGAGGCGGAGUUCGACGCCGCCUUAGACGCUGCAGUAGAAGCUGCUUAUGACGAAGGAUUCGAACCUAUGGAAUCAUACGACACCGUCUACGACGAUAACAAUGAUUCCGAUACCGUUGAUGUAUUGAGCAAUGCGAGGCGCAAGGUAGAAAUUGCUAAGGAAAGAGUCCGACAAACCGAGCGUGAGGCGGCAAUCGAGCUAGCCCGGGAACGAGAACGCCAAAGACAGCUGUCAAUAGAUCAGAAAUCUCAGGUCUUCAGCGGAGAUUUUUUUGAUGCUAACGAUUCAGACGAAGAAGAACUUGUCUUGGAAGAGAUGGCAAGGAGAUCCGUGAUGGAAGAAUUUUCCCCUAAGCAUCGGUCACAGCUUUCACAAUCUAGGAUCCCUAGAGAAUCUGAUUCUAGCGGAACGACCCCUCGGACGUGGCAUAGUUCGGUUGGCUCGAAUCCUCCUACCUCUACAACUAUAUUAUCAACAGUGACCGAGAUGCCCUUGCCUGGAGCUCCCUCCAAAGGUUCGGCGCCGUCAUUGCCAUCCCCACCACGAUCGCUUGCGCAAGGCUCCCCGUCACAGAACUCUCCAACGUCUGGUGUGCGUAACCGCCGUCUCUCCGGGCAAAACCCUAAGCAGCUCAAGAUUGAAACCUCUAAGCUCGGCCAGCCGCCAUCUAUCUCCACGUCUACGUUUCAGACAAAGACGGCGGGUGGUUUUAUUGCUCAACAAAGACAGGCAUUGUCGGCGACAACAACGCGACCCGGACCUUUUUCCAUGCGUGCACCCUCAUCACCUGCUAGAGGCACUAGCCCAGCAGGGGCCACAGCUCCCCCAAGCCCGCCGGCGAAUUUAACAGGUCCCAAUGAUCUUGAGGAACAUCGAACCGACUCACCGUCCUCUGCGCGGCCUGGUAUACACAAGAAUUUCUCGUCUUCCAGUCUAAAGUCUCUAAGGACUCGUCAAUUUUCUGUGUCGCAUAUCGACGACUCGGACCUCUCGCCCAACACGCCCCUUAGCCACCAAAUUUCAAACACAUCGAUCUCUCGCCAGGCAGUAAUUCCCGCAUUGCCUACACCACUGGCAGCUGCCUUUCACGAGCGAAUGGCGGGCGGGGUUGGUGGCCUACACCUUUUCGAUUCCGAUUUUCAUUCUCCGACUUCCCACUCUCCUAACCAAGUUUACCAUAGCUACCACCUUCCUCACAACCCCGACGUACCAAUACCCCUAGAACCGUGCCCGUCUGAUACCAUGCUCCGGCCUUUCUGGCUCAUGCGGGCCCUUUACCAGACGCUCGCUCACCCUCGGGGUGGAUAUAUCAGCACUCGGUUAUUUAUUCCUCGGGAUGCGUGGAAAGUCAAGGGCGUUAAGCUGCGCGCUCUCGAAGAUAAGAUUGCGCAGUGUGACUUCCUCACCGCGGCACUUCUCAAGCUCGCAAGGGUAGACAGUAAUGACGCAGAUGCGGUGCUCGAAGAGAUGCAGAGUUUUGAGAAUAUUCUAGAGACGGUCCAGACGACACUUUCGCGCAAGCUUGGUAACGAGGUGGGCACACAGGGUAUGACGCCCUUACGGGAGGACAGGGAAGCCGAGGCUGCGCCGCCAGUGCCACGUAGCGCAAGUGUUAGCGGGAAAGGGGGCGCGUUUAGCUGGCGACGGCUGAGAAACAAGGGCUCGGCUGCUAACAUGACCAGCGCAUACGGAGGGAAGACUAACAGUAGUGGAAGCGGCGGGCCUGGCGUAAGCGAGAGAGAUAUUCCGAGCUUGAUAGGAUCGGGGUCUAUACCAAGUUUACCCUUGACAGCCCACCCAAGCAGUAGGCCUGCGAAGAGGGAUCCCGCAUCAGUCAAUUUUGACGGACCGUAUGGAAACUAUAUGGCGAGCUUAGCACGAUUGUUUGACGCUGCGCAAACGGUUGAUCAAAUUGCACGUCAAGUCGAGGACCCCGGCUUACGCCAUGCGGAUAAAACUCAAGUCGGGCUUGAGCUUUGCACCAGACAUGCGGCUGAAUUUUUCGGGUUUUAUAUCUGCCGGUUCGUCCUGGCUGACCUGGCGAUGCUGCUUGAUAAAUUUGUCAAGAGGGGCAGCGAAUGGGUGCUGAACUAGAGAUGCACACGAUGUGGAUAAAUCUUGUUUAUAUCAGGAGUGGGUUAUGCUAGUUUCUAUCGAUACACUAGGGGGUAAACGUGUGAUGAAGGGAUGACGGUGCUCUUUAGCACCUACCGGAAUGGUGUCACAAUGAGAUUCCCCGGAAUAAGUUUGGUGGUUAUGAUUAGCACUUACUAGGAAGAGGAGGAUUUACAGGAUUGCGGCCUGGUUACUGGUCGUCGAUAUUCGCGAGGAGUAUAACUAUGAGUUCGGACUUGCGCCCAACUUUCUUUAACGUGUAUUUCAAAGGCGCUGGAUUAUAUCCCCUGGCUGGUCGUAUGACUU
This is a messenger RNA of Daldinia decipiens, 4702 nucleotides long. RefSeq lists its product as uncharacterized. Bases 173 to 4375 code for a protein of 1400 amino acids. The record is from RefSeq and is a predicted model, not a curated record. The transcript is spliced from 3 exons. Lineage: Eukaryota; Fungi; Ascomycota; Sordariomycetes; Xylariales; Hypoxylaceae.